AUGGUUUACAGGAGACACGUCUGCGUGCAGAAUAAAGUCGUCACUCGUCCCAUAAAACAGGUGGAGUCUUACUGUAAACCCGUAUACAAGACGUACACUUAUGUGUGCGACAAGGAAAAAUAUCGCCUCUGCUCCUCUUUCAGAGUGGUGUACGAAAAGGCUCUCAGGACCGUUCACAAAAUAGCCGCUCAGACAGAAACUCUGUACGUUUGCUGCCCGGGUUGGACGCAGGUUUCUCAAGCGAAACACGACUGUACUCAAGCUAUCUGCAUUCAAGAAUGUAAAAAUGGAGGAAAGUGUAAGAAACCGGAUCACUGCCACUGUCCUCUGGGAUGGACUGGAAAAAGCUGCGAUAUAGGUAAUUCGUUUAUGAUUAAUACACGAGAAAACUUUACUAAAGGUGCGAACGGUAAUGAUCCUGAAUACUUUAACAUACUGACACUACUGACAAACGAAAUGACAUAUAAACAAGACACAACAAUGUCAAGAAUCGCACAUGGUUUUAAUAUGGCUUCUACCGUUUUAUUCCCAACCUGUG
Centruroides sculpturatus (bark scorpion) is the source of this 538-nucleotide messenger RNA. Its product is annotated as epidermal growth factor-like protein 8. Gene Ontology annotation, biological process: anatomical structure development. The transcript is spliced from 3 exons. The record is from RefSeq and is a predicted model, not a curated record. Gene Ontology annotation, molecular function: signaling receptor binding. Gene Ontology annotation, cellular component: cell surface; extracellular region. The annotation marks the transcript as partial. Lineage: Eukaryota; Metazoa; Arthropoda; Arachnida; Scorpiones; Buthidae.